UGAAAAAGACUAUGUCUACGAGACAGUUAUUCAACAAUUCGCAUCGCAUUUUGUGGGACGGUCUAAUGUUAUACUCGAACGAGCACGCUUUAAUAAAUGUGUACAAGGCAAGAAAGAGUCGGUGAUCGAUUUUAUCGAAGCGCUAUAUGAAUUAGCAGAGACAUGCCAGUUUGGAGAUCUAACGAAUGAACUUAUAGGAGAUCGUAUUGUGGUUGGUAUUCAAAAUGCAAGUCUAUCGCAAAAGCUGAUGCAAGAUGAGAAAUUGACUUUGGAUAAAGCUGUAAAAGAAGCCAAGAGUUCAGAGUUAGUCAAGCAUCACCACAAUAUCCUUCAGGGAGAUGGCGAAGAUGGAAAAAUUAAUCGCCUCUGCAAGACUAAGGGACGAAAUAAACCAAAAUCGCCAGAGAACUCGAAAGGAGAGCAAAUUUUCAAACUGUAUCAAGCCGGUAAAAGUCAAUGUUAUCGAUGUGGGAAAUGCCAGUGCACAAAAGAGAUGCUUGCCCUGCUAUUAAUGCGACAUGUUUAAAAUGCAAAAAGCAAGGACACUUUGCUGCGGUUUGUAGGAGCAAGAAAGUUCGCUCAAUUACCGAAGAAACAGACCCGAAGUGCUCAUAUUCCGAAGAUUACUUCCUUGGUGAGAUUAGCGACCAUGAAAAUAAAGAAGAUUGGUCGGUAAACUUAUCACUAGGAGGGACAAAAGUACGAUUCAAGAUUGACACUGGAGCCGAUGUAACGGUAAUACCUGAAGCUGACUAUUUGCGAAGUGGACUUCCACAGCUUAGGUCAACAUCCAAAACUUUGUUUGGACCUGGUCAAGAGAAACUAUCCAUUAAAGGAGUCAUCAAAGGCGUAUUGAAAACCUCAAGUUUGAAAGAAACACUGCAAGAUAUUUAUGUUAUUGGGAAUCUUAAAGAGCCUUUGCUUGGAAGACCUGCUAUUGAUGCCCUAAACCUGGUGCAGAAAGUAGAAACUAUUCAAGAUGACGAGAGCAGGCUGAUCGAAGACGAAGUUAAAUCCACCUAUCCAAAUUUGUUCAAAGGCCUGGGAGAGGUGGAUGGUGAUUUCAGCAUUAAAUUGAAACCCGACUCAAAACCCUUCGCUCUGACGACGCCAAGAAGAGUGGCAAUCCCACUCUUGAACAAAGUCAAGGCCGAAUUGGAGAAAAUAGAAAAUUUGGGCGUUAUCUCGAAAGUCUAUGUACCCACCGAGUGGUGUGCAGGGAUGGUCGUCGUACCCAAACUACAUGGUAAUAUUCGAAUAUGUGUCGACCUAAUGAAACUCAACGAGAAUGUUCUUCGCGAGACUUACCCUCUUCCAAAGAUAGAUAACCUAUUGGCACAGAUCAGCGAAUCCAAAAUCUUCACUAAAUUGGAUUGUAAUUCAGGAUUUUGGCAGGAGAAGCUAGAUGAACAAUCUCGGUUAUUAACCACCUAG
Paramuricea clavata is the source of this 1434-nucleotide messenger RNA. NCBI's taxonomy places the organism in Eukaryota, Metazoa, Cnidaria, Anthozoa, Malacalcyonacea, Plexauridae. The record is from the annotation of a GenBank genome assembly.